AUGGACAGAAGAUUUCCUGUUUUUUUUCUGAGUGCUGUCCAGCUGCAGCAACCUCAGAACCAGUUCUCUGACUCUUAUAUUAUACAGCGUUUGCGAGAAACUCUCUUUACCACAAUUAAUGAAGUGAAGCUCCUCAAAGAGGAAAAUAAAGCGCUGAAGGACUCCAUCCAUCAACAGGGAGAAUCCGAAAGGCCGAAUGUGACCCAGCUCCAGAAGGAGGUGAAGCUAAAAGAUGAUCUUCUCCUGAAAGCUGCUCAAAAAGAGCAGGAGAUGACCAGGGCCUACAUAAUCACCUCAGACCUGCUGGCUCUAAAAGAGGAGGAGGUUAAAAGCCUAAAAGAGGAGCUACACCUCAAAGACAGCCUCCUGGAAAGUGUUGUGAAGAAGGACGCUCUAGCCUCAAAAGAGAUGGAGAUUAAGAGUCUCAGAUAUAAUCUCAGAAGGGAGCUAGCGUGCAAGGAAGACCUCCGGGCUGAGAUGAAGGAGAAGGUCCAUGAAAACCAAGCCAAUGAAAAGCUGGAGGUGAGCAGGCUACAAGAGGAGCUUAAGUCAACAAAAGAGCUCCUGGGUAGGGCCAUCAAACAACGACGCAAGAGAACUAAGGCCUACCUAGAUACUAUGGACCUGCUCAACAAGAGGAGCUUGGAGCUGAAGAGGACCGAGGAGCACUGGAGACUUAAGUGCAAUGAGCUGCAGAAGAGUCUCGAUGAGCAGACCAGCAACCUGCAGGUACUUCAGAGCUCAGAUAUAUGA
This is a messenger RNA of Xyrichtys novacula (pearly razorfish), 753 nucleotides long. The record is from the annotation of a GenBank genome assembly. NCBI's taxonomy places the organism in Eukaryota, Metazoa, Chordata, Actinopteri, Labriformes, Labridae.